AUGGGUUCAAUCCGGACAAGGUCUCUCAGAAUCGGCGUCGACGUUGGCGGCACUAACACUGACGCAGUCAUCCUCGACUUGGAUGCCGUCGACCAAGAGAAUCGGGGAGUGCUCGCUUUCCAUAAAACGCCGACGACAGGGCCGAAUGUGACGGAUGGCAUCGAGACAGCGGUCGGUAACGUGCUGGCUCAACUUGGAAAAGAACGCGCAUCAGAGAUCGCCUGUCUGAUCAUUGGCACGACUCAUUUCUUGAAUGCUGUCAUUGAACGAGACACGCGGCGGCUUUCCAAGGUUGCAGUUAUCAGAUUGUCGAAGAGUUUCACAAAGGAUAUCCCACCUUUUUCGGACUUCCCGCCCGACCUCGCUCAGCUCCUGAAAGGCUACUGUGGAUUUGCUGAUGGAGGCCUCCAUAUUGAUGGCUCUCAAGAGGCACCGAUCGUCGAGGAGCAGAUCAUCAGAGAAUGCGACAAGAUCAAAGAACUUGGCAUCGAUGCGGUGGUGAUUUCGGGCAUCUUCUCUCCGAUUGACAAACAUUUCGAGCAAGAACACCAUGUUCGGAAAAUCAUGCAAGAACGUUUGCCAGGUGUGGACAUUGUCUGCUCAUGCGAGGUUUCGAACAUCGGUCUGCUGGAAAGGGAGAACGCCUCAAUCUUGAACGCUUCCAUUCUCAAGUUUGCUAGGCGCACCAUUCGGGGCUUCCGAGCAGCCAUGAGACGUCUGGGACUGGAUUGUUCGUUAUUCAUUUCUCAGAAUGACGGCACAGUGAUCGAUUCUGUCUCUGCCGCAGGUCUACCCAUCAAAACCUUCUCGUCGGGGCCCACAAAUUCCAUGAGAGGUGCUGCAUACCUUGGUCUUGCUCAAUCGGGACGAAAGAACGAGGAACGAGUAUCCACAAUCGUUGCCGAUGUUGGGGGGACGACGACUGAUUGCGGCGUCCUCCUCCCAUCAGGCUUUCCGCGAGCAGCAAGUGCCUAUGUCACUGUUGCCGGUGUCACAAUGAACUUCCCUAUGCCUCAUCUCGAGUCCAUCGGUCUCGGUGGUGGCUCCAUCGUCCGUGAGCACGGUUCCGACGUGAUAGUCGGCCCGGACUCGGUUGGAUAUCAACUCACUACCAAAGCAAAGGUCUUCGGAGGCGAUGUCCUAACAGCCACGGAUAUCGCGGUGGCGAACGGGGAAGAGAUUGGAGACCCCAGCAAAGUCUCAGACCUAAGUCCUGAACUGAUCAGUCGGACACAAGCUCGAAUCAAGAAGAUGCUUGAGAACGUGAUCGAUAGAUUAAAGCUGACGCCGGCACCACUUCCAGUCCUUCUGGUCGGUGGAGGAUCCAUUGUAUGCCCGUCAGAGCUGGAUGGCGUUACUGAAGUCAUUGUGCCGAAGUUCCAUUCGGUGGCCAACGCCGUGGGAGCCGCCAUCUCUCGUGUUUGCGGAACUGUCGACACCAUCUAUGUGACUGACGAUAUGACGGUUACCGAGGCCUUGGAACAUGCUAAAUCCCAAGCUAUUGCGAAUGCAGUUGCUGCGGGAGCAAACCCUGACACUGUCUCCGUGGUGGACAUGGAGACCUUACCAAUCCCUUAUGUGUCCGGCCAGAUCCGGAUCAUCGUGAAGGCCGUUGGAGACCUCUCCACCGGCUACAUUUCUGACAGCAAGAGCCUUGGGGACGAAGAUGACAACAACGACGACUCCUUCACCGAGAACGUGUCCAAGCCGGCCGCGGUGUCGAAUACGGAGAAACAAACGCGCUUCGACUUUGACGCCUAUCGACCAAAGAUCACACGCAACGCCAAGACGGGCAUUGAUGAGUGGUUCCUUUCAGAGAAAGACCUCGAAUGGAUCAGGGACGGAUGUUAUAUCCUGGGAUGUGCGGGAGGUGGAUCGCCCAAAGCCGAGUUUCUUAAGCUCCGCGACCAAAUUCGAGCAGGCCAUACUGUUCGGAUCAUUGACAGCUCAUCGCUUCCUGAUGACUCAUUGAUAUACUGGAGCGGCAUGAUGGGUUCGCCCGCCGUGUCGAUUGAACGAUUGAACUCGGCAGAGUGCUCCCAUGCUGUGGCAGACUUGAUGGAAUAUUUUGGCCAUAAGUCUUUCGACGCCCUUAUGGGGUUGGAAAUUGGCGGUGCCAAUGGUCUUGAACCUAUGCUGAUAGGAUCGUCUCAUGCUUUUGACCGGCCCAUUAUUGAUGGCGACUGGAUGGGUCGAGCAUAUCCGACGUACUGGCAAACCACCUUGGCAGUCUAUGAACCUGGGCAGUUGACUCCAUGCGCCAUCGCCUCAGGUGAUGGAAAGACGAUCAUCAUGACCAAAUCCCCAGACGACGAGAUAGUCGACCGUGCGUUGCGUGCAGCCUGCUCUGAAAUGGGCUCCCGUGUCGGCAUGGCAGCUAGACCAACAACAGCAAAACGGGUAAGGGAUUACGGGGUGCUGAAUACCGUGUCUUUGGCCUGGCGGAUCGGCAGAACGGUGGCACGCGCACAGCAAGAGAACACUGUCCAUACCGUGGCAGAACAAAUCAUCGAUGCCGUGGGUGGUCCCACAACCGCCAAGGUUCUUUUCAGAGGCAAGAUUGUAGAGGUCGAACGCAGGCUCUUCAAGGGACAUUCAUAUGGAGAAAUCACCAUCAAACAGAUUCAAGAGGAUGAAGAGGAAGGCGGCCAUGACAGCCCGGCAGUCGCUGAAGGAGGAGUGUUGAAGAUCCCGUUCAAGAAUGAAAACAUCUACGCAAAGCAUAUCAGUGACGACGGCAAGGAGACCUACAUUGCGACUGUCCCUGAUCUCAUUUCGGUGCUUGAUACUCAGUCUGGUCUUGCACUAGGCGUGCCAGAGUAUCGCUAUGGGCUGAUGGUGACCGUGCUUGGUUUGGCGUGCUCUCCACGGUGGACAGACACCCCGAGAGGGCUGGAGUAUGGUGGACCGAAGGCUUUUGGCUAUAAGCUUGAACACACGCCCGUGGGAGUAUAUGUGAAGCCAAGGAGUGUGAUAGAGCAGUACGGGAGUGCUUAG
Messenger RNA from Exophiala dermatitidis NIH/UT8656, 2997 nucleotides. RefSeq lists its product as uncharacterized. The transcript has 2 exons. The record is from RefSeq and is a predicted model, not a curated record. NCBI's taxonomy places the organism in Eukaryota, Fungi, Ascomycota, Eurotiomycetes, Chaetothyriales, Herpotrichiellaceae. Gene Ontology annotation, biological process: glutathione metabolic process. Gene Ontology annotation, molecular function: 5-oxoprolinase (ATP-hydrolyzing) activity. The coding region runs from base 1 to 2997 and encodes 998 amino acids. Gene Ontology annotation, cellular component: cytosol.